AUGGGUCUCGACUACAAAGUAUUCACCAGCAGACGUUCUGGCGUGAAUCGGUCCACCCCAGCCGGUCACGAUCAUCUCAAGUGGGUGCCGACCACUUCGACUUUGAUAUUCGGCCAAAAAGAUGCGGUGCUGGUCGAUACGCAGUUAACCACGGCUGCUGCCAAAGAGUUGGCAGACUGGGUAGUAGCCACUGGGAAAAACCUCACGACGAUCUAUGUCUCUCAUGCCCAUGCCGAUCAUUUUUAUGGUACCGGUGCCCUCCUCGAGAAAUUUCCAGAGGCAAAAGUUGUGGCUACGCCGGAGACUGUCUCUCAUCCCGGAAAAGCUCGUGAUGGCCACCCCCUGGAGCAAGACCACUUCAUGUUGGAAAACGAGCGAUUGGAAGUGGUCAGACUGGGCCAUACAGACACGGAUGAUACAACGGCUCUCUGGGUGCCUGCAAUCGGCUUGGUUGUUGCGGGCGACGCAGUCUACAACAACACCCACCCAUACCUUGGCGAGUCGAAAUCCCAAGAGGCCAGAUCGAGAUGGGUGGCAGCGCUCGGUAAGAUUGCGAUCCUUAAACCGACAAGUGUCGUUGGCGGUCACAGUGACCCAUCUAAGGGAUUCUCCCCCGAUGCCGUCCAAGCGACCAAGGAUUAUUUGGAUGACUUCGCGCGACUGGAUGGGCAAACAUCCACUCCCGAGGAAUUGUACUCCCAAAUGGUGGAAUUGCAUCCCACUCGAUUGAAUAUCGGCUCGCUAUGGGGAGGUGCAACGCUCGUGAAAAAAUGA
This is a messenger RNA of Penicillium samsonianum, 774 nucleotides long. Its product is annotated as MBL fold metallo-hydrolase. NCBI's taxonomy places the organism in Eukaryota, Fungi, Ascomycota, Eurotiomycetes, Eurotiales, Aspergillaceae. The transcript has 2 exons. Bases 1 to 774 code for a protein of 257 amino acids. The record is from RefSeq and is a predicted model, not a curated record.